AUAACGAUGGCGCCAAAUUUAGGGAAACCAGCAAUAAUUGAAGAUAUUUCUUCUAAUGGAGACAUUUCAAUCAUUCUGACACCUAUUUCUGAUCAAGAAUCUCUACCAGAAGUGAGUUUUGUUGAUGAACCAGGACAAGAAACAGAUAUUGAUGUAAUAUUGUUGCCAGAAGAAGCCAAUCACAUUUCAUUGGAGCAAAAUCUUGGACAGCUUUUGGUCAAAAUUACGGAUACUGAAGACCUAACAACCGUCACUCAACUGAAGCUGAGAGUGAUAUCCCGAGAGGUGACCCUACAAUACUUGAAUAUCUACACUCCGGCCUUGAGAGAACUCACUCUAGAUGGUAGCGUGAUAGCUUCUCUGAGAGAUCUAGGGGACGGUUUGAAGAAUCUGAAGAUACUGAGGGCGAAUCGAUGUGAAUUGGCCUGUAUAGACGGCGUUUUUGGAUUAGAAAAUCUGGAGGAGUUGUAUGCUGCUGAUAAUGCGAUAUCGAGUCUAGCACCUUGUGCUUUUCUGACCCAUUUGAACAUCCUGGAUGUAAGAAGAAAUUUUGUCCACGAAAGAAAUAUUACUUACCUGAAGUUGUGUGAAAAUCUGAAUGAACUUUACUUAGAAGGAAAUCCAAGGAUGGAAAUAUAUACAAUAUAUACAGAAAGGCUAAGAGUUAUUUUGCCACAGCUGAAGAAGUUGAAUGGAUUCACGCUCAUCCCAACUGGUGACGAAAAUAGUGUGGAAGCAGAUGGUUCAAUUCAGAACUCUAGUCCUCGCAUAGGUCGCUUGUACCAUAGAAAUCUUGCAAGUGGAAAUGAACGCGAAUUCAGUGUCCAAUUUCCCCCAAGAGUAUUUCAUACUUAG
Molecule: messenger RNA, 855 nt
Organism: Phaedon cochleariae (mustard beetle)
Lineage: Eukaryota; Metazoa; Arthropoda; Insecta; Coleoptera; Chrysomelidae
Source: the annotation of a GenBank genome assembly